CUCUACAAAAUAGUGGAUUACAGUAAAUAUACAUCUGUGACAUUUAAUAUUUUGGCUUUCUUUUUCAUUUAUGUAUUUCUUUAGCUGGGCACCUCUGUUGGAGUUGAAAAUAUGGACGAUCGUUCAUAUUAUUGCAGUGUUUCCCAGCAAACACUGAGACUGAACUGAGUCACUGGUGUUGCUCAAGAGCAAAUACACAACACACGGCAGACCGUAUGAACCAGUGAAAUUAUGACAGCUCACAUAACACUGCCCUCAUCUGUCCAAUCAUUAAUAGACAGUGAGCUCUUUCUUUCAUUAACCCCGUUGUUUUGUGACGCCAUGGAAAAAGGUAAUGAUGUGAGUUCAUUUGGCUGUGAAUUCGUGUGCAGAUGGACACGAACGGGAUCGAAGUCUUCUGCGUUUCCAUCGUCCUUCAGCACGUUCGGCUCGUCUCAGAUAGAUUGAUCUGAUGAUGACGGUGUCCGUCAGAGGCCUGUAUUUCCUCAUCACUCUGUUCCUGGGCAGUUUCUUCGGCAGCAUCUUCAUGUUGGGUCCCGUUCUGCCGCUCAUGCUGCUCUCGCCGGCCUGGUAUCGCUGGAUCACGGACCGCAUCGUGGCCACAUGGCUCACCCUACCGGUGGCGCUACUGGAGCUGGUGUUCGGGGUGAAGGUGGUCAUAACGGGUGACGGCUUCAUUCCCGGCGAGCGCAGCGUCAUCAUCAUGAACCACCGUACACGUCUGGACUGGAUGUUCCUGUGGUGCUGCCUGCUGCGCUACAGCUACCUGCGUCUGGAGAAGAUCUGCCUGAAAGCGGCAUUGAAGGCCGUGCCCGGGUUCGGUUGGGCCAUGCAGGUGGCCUCCUUCAUCUUCAUCCAUCGCCGCUGGGAGGAAGACCGCAGUCACAUGUCCAACAUGCUGCAGUAUUUCUGCCACAUCAAGGAGCCGCUGCAGCUGCUGCUCUUCCCCGAAGGCACCGACCUCACCGAAAACACUCGCGCCAGGAGCGAUGAGUUUGCUGAGAAAAACGGCCUUCCAAAGUACGAGUACGUUCUUCACCCGCGCACCACCGGUUUCACCUUCAUCGUUGACACGCUGCGGAAAGGAGAUAACCUGGAUGCUGUCCAUGAUAUUACCGUGGCGUAUCCGCAGAACAUCCCCCAGACGGAGCGACACCUGGUUCUGGGCCUGUUUCCCCGUGAGAUCCACUUCCAUGUGCGGCGCUACACGGCGGCAGCUCUGCCCAAAUGUGCGGAGGAGCUGCAGCUGUGGUGUCAAGAGCGCUGGCAGGAGAAAGAGCUGCGGCUGCGAGAGUUUUACCAGGCUGUGCCACGCCGCUUUGACGAACCCGAGGCUCGUGUGCCACCCUGUAAGAGCGAGCUGAGGGUGUCUCUGAUCAAAGCCGCGUCACUGCUGUACUGGACCUUCUUUAUUACCGCCUCCUUUGUCGGCCUGUGGCUCUGGGUUCCCGUUCGCUUCUACUUCGUGUUGAUGGUGAUCUUCUUCCUGGGUCAGCAGAGGGUGACGGGCGGCGUGGAGCUGAUGGAGUUGGCAUGUCACCGCCACUGGAGUUCAAAGGACAGAGAGCGCGGUGGAAAUGAGGCGAAGGAGGAAUGAGAGGAGACGCUGGUUUGGUGUGUUUGUGUAUUCAAAGCGGCCAUGGCGCCUCCUGCUGGCUGAGAGGAUGAAGCGCAGCCUCCUGCAGUAACGACACGCCACACUGCAGCGGCGCAAAGAGGGAUUCGACGUCAUUCUCUGACAUUAUAAACACAUCAUGGGAGCGCUGACUCAACAUUUAUCACUGUGCGAACGAAUGUCGUACCUACGGAAGCUUGUUCUACCAUGGAAUAUAAAAAAGGUAAUUGCGACUUUUUAUCUCACAAUUCGGACACUCCGAAUUUAUAUGAGAUAUAAAAUUCAGAAUUGUGAGAUAUAAACUUGCAAUUGCGAGGAAAAAAGUCAAAAUUUUAAGAUAAAAAGUCGCAAUUACCUUUAUUCCGUGGUGAAAGCAAAAUAACAGAAUUGCGAAACAACAUCAAAAUUGUAGAACGUAAAUACAGAAUUGUGAGUUUAACUUGCAAUUCUGAGGAAAAAAAGAGUUGCACUAUAUAAAUUUGCAAAAAAAAAAGUCAGAAGGUUAAAUGUUGUGCAAUUAUCCUUGUUAUUUUUCAUUCCGUGGCAGAAACAAGCUUCCAUACGUGCCUGAGGACUCGUCUGUUAGCGUCUCUCUCUCCGAUUUCCUCCUUUUAUUCUCAGUCUUGUUUGUUUCCUCGUGUUUUAGUAGCUCCGGUCCAGCCCCGCACACGACAUGUGACAAAUUUAUAUAUAUCAUGGCCACGAAUUAAGAAGUAAAUUUUAAGUAAAUCGUGCGCACAAUAUAAUAAUUUGUUCCCUCGUUUUACUAAAUAGUGUGCACAAUAUAAUAAUUUGUUCCCUCAUUUUACUAUACGAUAUAAUAAUUUGUUUCCUUAAUUUAGUAAAUCAUGGCCACAUUGUACUAAUUCGUUCCCUCAUUAAGUAAAUCGUGCGCACAAUAUAAUAAUUCAUUUCCUUGUUUUACUAAAUCGUGCGCACGAUAUAAUAAUUCGUUCCCUCGUUUUACUAAUUCGUGCGCACAAUAUAAUUGUUUCCUCAAUUUAGUAAAUCAUGUGCACAAUAUAAUAAUUCGUUCCCUCGUUUUAAGUUAAUCGUGCACAGAAUAUAAUAAUUCGUUCUCUCGUUUUAAGUUAAUCAUGCGCGCAAUAUAAUAAUUCAUCCCUCAUUUUACUAAAUCGUGCGCACAAUAUAAUAAUUCCUUCCCUCGUUUUAAGUUAAUCGUGCGCACAAUAUAAUAAUUCAUUCCCUCGUUUUAAGUUAAUCGUGCACACAAUAUAAUAAUUUGUUCCCUCGUUUUAAGUUAAUCAUGCGCACAAUAUAAUAAUUCAUCCCUCGUUUUACUAAAUCAUGCGCACAAUAUAAUAUUUGUUCCCUCAUUUUACUACACGAUAUAAUCAUUUGUUUUCUUAAUUUAGUAAAUCAUGGCCACAUUGUACUAAUUUGUUUCCUUAUUAAGUAAAUCGUGCGCACAAUGUAAUAAUUCGUUCCCUCGUUUUACUAAAUCGCGCACAUGAUAUAAUUUGUUUCCUCAAUUUAGUAAAUCAUGUGCACAAUAUAAUAAUUCAUCCCUCGAUUUACUAAGUCAUGCACAAGAUAUAAUUCGUCCUUGCGUUUAAAGUAAACUGUGCGCACAAUAUAAUAAUUUGUUCCCUCUUUUUACUAAAUUGUGCCAUGAUAUUAUAUUUCUUUCCAUCCUUUUACUAAAUCGUGCGCACGAUAUAAUUCAUUCCCUCAUUUUACUUACUAUGCGCUCUAUAUAAUUAGUUCCCUCGUUUUACUAAAUUGUGUGUGCGGUAUUUAUUUAUUUUUUUCCCUUGGUUUCACUUAAUCAUGCACACCAUAUAAUAAUUUUUCCCUCGUUUUACUAAAUCGUGCGCACGAUAUAAUUCAUUCCCUCGUUUUACUUAUUGUGUGCUCUAUAUAAUUAGUUUCCUCGUUUUACUAAAUCGUGUGCAAGGUAUAAUAUUUUUUUCCCUAGUUUCACUAAAUUGUGCGCAUGAUCUAAUAAAUCGUUUCCUCGUUUUACUAAAUUGUGCUGAUGAUAUAAUUAGUUCCCUCAUUUCACUAAAUCGUGGCCACGUUGCACUAAUUCGUUCCCUCGUUUUGAUUUAGUAAAUCUAGGGAACGAGCUAGUAAAACGUGCUGACCUAUUAGUAAGUCGUGGGAACUAAUUGUGUGUAACUUGUGGCCUGAUACACAUAUUAGUUCCUGCAUGUCAUGUGCGGCUCCGUAAGUUUACCACAGCCAUAUUUUAAAGAGCUAUUGUAUUUUAUUUUCUCUGGUUUCUUUUUAUUAUUUAUUUGUUUUAUAGUUAUGGAUCACAGCCAUAGCACAUUAGCUUUAAGUGCUCAUGGAGAAUAAUGUUGUUUAAAUGUUAAAACAACAGAAACCCCCACUGUACUGAUGUUCAUCCGUGGACGUUCAUCAGGAGCGUGUCGUGUGCGUUUUCUCAAAGCUCUCGCGGCUCUUACAUGCAUGGCUGCAGAAACUCGCAGCGACGAACAGAACGAAGGCUUUCUUCAGCUGGAAUGAAAAUGUGACUUUCUCAGACAAUCCUCAUUUAAAUCAGGGCAAAUGCUGAGUUACCAAUAUACUAGAUUACAGAAUAACUGACCUAACUGUCUCACUCUCUGUCCCCGUCUGCCUCACCUUUGACCUCUCGUGUUCCUCUGAUGCUGUCAAACACACACGGAUUCUCUCAAUAUUGAUCAGUACUAGUAGUGUCCUGAUGUGAGCGGGUCAUGUUCAUGCUGCUGUCUGAUAAUGUUUGAACUGGUUUUGUGUCUGAAGGAGGAAGACCAGCUCACUGUGAUGGAAAACAGUGUCUGUAUUCGCACACGUGUCCAUAAUGCACAUGUACAACCGUCACUAUCACUCAGGUAUAUUCAAUCACUGUAAUCAGUAAUCAAUACUCUAAUAAAUCAAUGUUCUGUGUUUCUUUUCAA
This is a messenger RNA of Ctenopharyngodon idella (grass carp), 4521 nucleotides long. It is a transcript of the gene lclat1, whose product is annotated as lysocardiolipin acyltransferase 1. Bases 452 to 1597 code for a protein of 381 amino acids. The transcript is spliced from 6 exons. Lineage: Eukaryota; Metazoa; Chordata; Actinopteri; Cypriniformes; Xenocyprididae. The record is from RefSeq and is a predicted model, not a curated record. Gene Ontology annotation, cellular component: endomembrane system. Gene Ontology annotation, molecular function: acyltransferase activity.